Penicillium robsamsonii is the source of this 3126-nucleotide messenger RNA. RefSeq lists its product as uncharacterized. Lineage: Eukaryota; Fungi; Ascomycota; Eurotiomycetes; Eurotiales; Aspergillaceae. The coding region runs from base 1 to 3126 and encodes 1041 amino acids. The transcript has 9 exons. The record is from RefSeq and is a predicted model, not a curated record.
AUGGAAGGGCAACUCGCUCAAUUAGUGCGUGAGGUAGAACGCCUAGUCACUGCGCCUUACGUACCUUCGUUACAGGAUCUCCAUGAUCUGGUAUCCCAAAGCCGAUCUUCGACAAUUGGCGCCUGGGCAUUAUCCAAGCCCUGCCAAGCUGGGUUGUUGGCUGAUGUUUUGGUCGAGGCCUUAUCCCGAUCACGCAUCGCUCUGUCUCUGAUCACUGCAUUCGCAUCUGCAUCAUCUUUUAGAGAUGAGCUGCUGGAGCGACACCCGGUCAUUUUGGACGCAUUUCUAGAAAAGGCCCUGGAGACUAAUGGGACCGAGUAUUUCCCGGCAUGUAUCGCAUUAUUUUCAUCGCCCCUGCCAGCGGGCGUUGUGCCACCAGCCAGGAUUGCCCCCUUUAUCACGAAGCUAGUUAGUAUGAUGGCAGAGAAUCCCUGCGUUGAGACUGUAGCACCUCUCCACGCACUCAUCUCGGGGCUCAAAGGCUCGCCACGGAUCUUGAAUGAUAUUCCAUCCGAGGUCAUGUCCAAUCUCCAGCUGGAGUUCACCAAGACCCUGCGCAACUUGGACGAUCAUAUGGGCAACCUCUUGUGUCUGGCAACCUUUGCGCAGAUUGCGACGGCAUUGAAUAUAGCAUCCCAAAAUCAACACGGAUCGGAAGCGCCAUGGCUUCUUAAUAUUAAGCAUUUCUUUGGCCAGAAACGUGGUCUCAAAACGCUCGACUUGGUUGUCUUGCGUGUCAUACUCGCUUGCUCAUCCAGUUGCAAUCUGGCACCGCCCCAGGCGGCUAAGAGUAUUCAGCUGGCCAUUUGCAUCGCUGACGCUAUUGAGCCUGAGCAGAAACAGGCUUGGAUAGCAGGUAAUAAGCUUAAGAUUGCUAAGCUGUGCGAGAAGGCUGUCAGGGACGGUCUCUAUGGUCAAACACAAACGAUGGUAAUUGUCUUUUUGCACACACUUCUCCCGGCACAUUCAUUGCCAUCCCAGCUACGGGAACUUGGCAUAAAGAUCCUUUUGUCCGAAAAUUGCCAAGAGACUAUGGAAAAGAUACCCCAUCAACUGAUUCCAUGCUUUGCCAAGUCUUUAGCAGAAUCUGGAGAGCCUGCCACUCGUCAACUUUUGAACUUUACUUCCGAUGUCUUAAGAGGUAAUAAAUGGUUGGGGAUGAGACAGCUUGCAGCACUAAACUUGGCAAAUUUCGUAUUAGCUGGUGUGCAAAAAGUACAUCCCGAGCUCUUAUUUUCUAAUGUCAACAACUCCAUGGCUCGUCUGAGGGAAGCUCUUGGGGAAAUGGUUGAAUACUUUCCCAGGCUGCCAAGCGAAAGCCAAUGCGGUGGUGCGGCAUGGUGUGGAUCUGAGCUAUACACUAAUCAAAACAAGCUGUUCCUAUCUCUAUUAAAACUUUACAAGGCUUCGGCGCAGAACGAAACUGACAUUGUCAUGGAAUCCUUCGUGGGACGAGUGGAGCAAUCAAUACCGAGCCUUAACUGUGCGUUCUCAUCAACAACUCCCAAAGCUUUCCGUGGCUCCCUUGUCUUGCGCGACAGACAUGAUCUCUCGUCGACUCAGAUAACCCGUGAUUGGCGCUCUGGAGUUACCGAACUCUUUAUGCAGAAUGCUCAGACCUCUCACGACAGCAUGAUGAGAAAGAUCGAGGAUAUGUGCUUUGACCUAGAGAGUCGCUGUCACGACGUUGAAGGACCCCUAAGAGCUGCUGAAGAAGAACGGGACAGAUAUGCGAUGGAAAACGAGCAAUUGAAAACCCAAAAUACAGAGCUCGAAACCAAGUCAAGGGGCUUAUCCGACUGUUUUGUUGAACUUGGUCACGAGAACACACGCCUUGAACAGCUCCUUCAAGGGCAAUGCGCAUACACCGACGAACUGACUACGUCGCUCGAAUCUGCACGCGUGGAGCUUCAGCAGCAGCAACAGAGUUCCGAGAAGGCAGUUCUUGUGGAAAGAGAAAAGGCCCGCUCGAAGGAAUUGGAGAUGAUGGCUACUUUAACUGAAAAGGACGAUCAAUUGGAAGAGCUUCAGCGGGAAAUGUGCUGUUUGCAAAUGAAGAAUGAACAGAUACGCCAAAGUCUCGAUCAAGUAUCGAGCGAAAGAGCUACGUUAUCUGAACUCUCUAGCUCUCUGAAGCAAGAUCUUGCUAGUGCUACAGAGGCAUUGAAGCAGACUAGGCUUCUUGCUGAUGAGAAAGAAGAUGAAGUGAGCCGCCUUCUGGCCCAGGAGGAAGAUUUGCGAAAGGAACUGGGGUGCAUGGAAACAACGGUUGAGCAACAGAACAUUGAAGUUAAAAGGCUUUAUUGUGUACUGGAAGAAUCGGAGGAAAAAUCGCGGAGUGAGAUUGAAAGGCUGAAACAUGACCAUGAAGCCGAAAGUUCGCGGGCCACAUCUGACAUUGUGAAUCACGAGACAAAAAAUCGGCGAUUACAUGCAGCUAUGCAAGCUGCCGCCCUUGAUGCUUCUAGAGAUGUGCAAUUGAAAGACAAACGGAUUCACCACCUGGAGAGAAAGGUGCAGGCCUUACGAGACGAGCGUGCGGCCAAGGCCCGCGAGUUCUCGGAAGCACAACAACACAUCGGUCGUCUAAUGGGCGUGAUGGGCUUCUCCGCCAACGCCCCCGAGUCAAACGCCCCUCAAACCCACCAACGAACCAGGUCCUCUGUCGACGCCGCUCCAGCUGCAAGGAUCCUGCACACCAUAAGCGACGAUGAAGAUGACACACAGUCAGCACAGCCCUUUGGAUCCAUGACCUCCAACUUUAAUGGUCCUACUCCAAAACGACCAAGAGGAAAUCGCAAAUCAACAAGCAUACCUUAUGACCUAAACACCUCCCCCGCUGCAGGUUCUAAGACAAAAACCCCGCCAUCAGCCACUGGCAUAUCUCAUUCUGUCAGAAAACCGCUGGUAGAGGCUGACCGUAACAGCCCGACGAAAUCACAGUCUAGUACUUCGUCGAAACGAAAUCAGGUGGAUGCCUCUUUCCAGGAGACACAGGCUCAGAGGAACUUUGAGGAGAGCAGGCUGCAUAAUCUAGAUUUGGAUAUGGAUCUGGAGUUUUCUAGAGACUUUCUCUUUUCCAGUACGGCUUUUACGGGGUCAGCGGAUCAGAUAGCUCCUCAGUGA